UGCUUGCCAUUUGUUGCAGCACUUCAGUCUUCCUCUCACCACAGUCAGUCCACGAGUAACACAACAGUGAAGUGUCAUCAGCGGUGUUAAACCGUCCUGCUUUCAACAAUGUCUCCCCACAACCAUGUCUGAUAAGGAGCGGGGUUUUUGGAAAAUGCAGUUUCAGUAGAGCUCAUUGAAGGUAAAUCACUGCGGUCUGGACGUUUAUCACUGAGGGGAAAUAAGGAACUUAGCUGACUUCACUGUUGGAGGAAGAACAUCCGUGCUUCCCUCUGGUCAGGUUCUCUCUAUGCAAAAAAUGUCGACCUCUUCCACCAACGACAGUUUGGGAAGAGGAACCAAAACCUCUAAAGUGUCAAAGGAUCACAAAAAGCCGACGCCGGCUGCCUUGAAAGGAGCCAUCCAGCUGGGCAUCGGUUACGCUGUAGGAAACCUCAGCUCCAAACCAGACCGAGAUGUUCUGAUGCAGGACUUCUCUGUGGUGGAGAGCGUUUAUCUGCCCAGUGAGGGCAGCAACCUGACUCCAGCGCACCACUUCCCAGAUUUCCGUCUGAAAACGUACGCCCCGCUGGCUUUUCGUUACUUCAGAGAGCUGUUUGGCAUCAAACCAGACGACUAUCUGUACUCCAUCUGUAAUGAGCCUCUGAUCGAGCUGACCAACCCCGGAGCCAGCAGUUCCUGGUUCUACCUUACCAGUGAUGACGAGUUCAUCAUUAAGACGGUGCAGCACAAGGAGGCGGAGUUCCUGCAGAAGCUGCUCCCUGGUUACUACAUGAAUCUGAAUCAGAACCCGAGGACGUUGCUGCCAAAGUUCUAUGGUCUUUACUGCAUCCAGUGUGGCGGCGUCACGGUCCGCGUGGUGGUGAUGAACAACGUGUUGCCUCGUGCCAUGAAGAUGCACUACAAGUACGACCUGAAGGGUUCGUCGUACAAACGCCGCGCCUCACGCAAAGAGCGGUCGAAGCCCUGUCCCACCUUCAAGGACCUGGACUUCCAGGAGAUGCACGAAGGCCUGAACUUUGACCAUGAAACUUACAAUGCUCUGAUGAAGACCCUGCAGAGGGACUGUCGGGUCCUGGAGAGCUUUAAGAUCAUGGACUACAGUCUCCUGUUGGGGAUUCACAUUCUGAACAGGAAGCCUCUGAGCAGAGGAAGCAGGUGUGACAGUAGGAAGGGACAGAAAGUCCUUUACUCCACCGCUCUGGAGUCCAUCCAGGGGAACGUGAAGGACCCCGAUCCAGUGGCAGACGACGAAACAAUGGGAGGAAUUCCUGCCAGACAUAAAGACGAGCAACUUCUCAUCUUUUUAGGAAUCAUUGACAUCCUUCAGUCCUACAGAUUCAUUAAGAAGGUUGAACACUCCUGGAAAGCUCUAGUGCAUGAUGGGGACACCGUGUCGGUUCACAGGCCCAGUUUUUACGCCGACAGAUUCCUGAAUUUCAUGGGCUCGACUGUAUUUAAAAAGAAUCAUCCUUUAAGAGGGGCGUCUUCAAAGAGAAAGAGGACUUCCUUCUACGCAGUGAGGUCAGCGUCUCAGGAGUUAUUGAGCGCACGGCGGGAGGAGAAGAAGGAGGAGAAGAAGGCUCAAAGUAUGGACAACCUGGAUGGAAAAUUUUACACUUCCUCCAAACAACCAGAUCUCCUGCCCAGACCUGCAGUUUCUUUUGAGUCCAGCAGGACUGAUGCCAAGGAUCCUGAAAGCAGUGAAGACCGACGAGCCUCCAGUUCAACGAUCGCUCUGGAGCAUCCUUUGCCGUCCUUCAACAUGAGCCAAUCGGACUCUGAGCUGGACGACUACUUGGAACAGACCCAAAAACUGUACAUGGCACAAACAACUACAUCUUCCUGGGGUCACUGGGUGUUUCUGCAUUUUCAGCGUCACACAGUCUCACUCAGGAGACCCAGCUGGAGUUGAUUGGUCGUUUUUCUUCCCAGAAUCCAUAAACUUGAAGAGAAGAGAGUGAUUGUUUCUUUGUGGCCUCCUGGACUUCUGACAUUCCAGUCUGACGGCUUCAAGACAUCCGGACUUUCUUCCCUGUUACCAUCACUCUGUGCCUCUCCUUCUUCAAACUAAAUGUGCCAAAUCACAGGAUUGUUUGUAGAAUUGUACAAGCAGAUGUAGGGUGCAGUCUGUGGUUAUGUAGCUGUGGUGCUGAACCACUAAAACACUACGAUACUGUUGUGUUUCUCCUCCUGUUUUUAAACACUGUGCGACUAAACGUUGAAGUGCAGGUACCCUUAGAUUCUGAUUUCCUGUGAAAAUGUUCAAAAACUCCUCAGAGGCUGGAUCUCUGAGAACACAUGUUGUUUUGUAACUUAAUCAGCUACAGGACAAAUAAUUAUCGGCUGUUAUUUUUUUCAAUUCAGAUUAAUAUAUAUAGAGAGCGUUGUUGACAUUAUUGUGGUUUGAGAAAUCUGAAUAAAAAAUGUUGACUCAUCUUUUGAGGCAUUCAAAUGUGCAAGGUUGAUAAAGUGUGCUGUGCGUUUAGUAAAAACUGAUUUAUCAUCUCAGUUUGCAUAAAACAUGAGGAAUUUAAGCUACAUCAUGUUUAAUUUGUUCUUAAUACAGAAUCUGCUUCCGGCAUGACAACUACGACUUGUCUUCAGUUUCUCUGUUAAACAAUAAUCAAAUAUUUUCUAACUAUAUUUCAUUCUUCAUCAUUUCAUCCGUCUCUAAGCAUUUCUCUAAAGAAUGUACUUUAAGUUCAAACGUGUGUCUCAUACAAACUGUUUUCAUUCCUUAAAUAAUGAGCAUACUGUAUGUAAUGUUACGUGUCUUCUAUUUGUUCAUGUGCCUUAAGAGUUUAUAAAAAAAAAUCAAUGCUUUGAUGAGAUGUACAGUAUAGGCUUAGAAGCUGUUUUAUAGCAAUACUUUGGACUUGUGUGCAAUAAAUGUAAUAUUGAAUAUCAAUCCUUUUUUGACAAUUAUGAUUGUGUGAGAGUGUAUCAAACCCUUCUCAUAUUUAUGUUAUAUCCAGAAAAGAAUAUAUUUAGUUACAUCAUACACCAAAUACAGAAACAUACAUAAUAAGAACGAGAUUAUCUUAAUAAAUAAAAAGCAGAUUAUCAUUUAAUGAGCACGUUAUGGCAGUGCAUUAGGAGUCCUUAUUGGAGACUUUUAGCCAUCAUAAGCAUGUUCUCAAUAUGAUAAUAUAACAUAAAGUGUGAGUACAUUUCCAGUUUCCCAGCACAUACAGAAAAAAGUAGAAUAAGAAUUAAAAACAUGCUGAAAAUGCUUGCAUGUAUAACAGGAAGAGCUAUUCUUUAAUACCGAGUCGUAUUCAGUCAUUUCUUUGCAAAUCUUUUUUUGAUCGGUACAAUUUUGCAAACUUGUGUCAAAAUGAUUCUGAGUCUCAGUCAAGUAGUCAUAAUUUGUGUAUACACAAGGGGGAGCUGUUAUAAUACUCUGUAAAGAGGCUACAGGAUGUUAAGGCUUGUGUUUUUUGUUUUUCUUGCACCUGAGUCAACUUCCGGACUAAAACCUAUUAAAAGAUGAUACAAACCCUUA
Messenger RNA from Labrus bergylta (ballan wrasse), 3508 nucleotides. Lineage: Eukaryota; Metazoa; Chordata; Actinopteri; Labriformes; Labridae. The record is from RefSeq and is a predicted model, not a curated record.